GAGGCGUCUUUAUGAAGCGGGCAUGGCAAGGCUGCGUUCUGAUUGGCUGCCUUGCCAGGGGCAGUGCGGGAUCCGACCACGCCACGUGGGGUCGCUAAGCUGUUGGCGGUUGAAUAGGCGCGCAAACUCGCUUUAGAACGUACUUAGAAGCUCGGUGUGUACGGCCGGAUCGAACUUGGCAGGCCGGCGGCGGCGGAAGAGGUCUGGCUUGGAGGCGGAACAAGUGUCUCGCUUCCGGUAAUGCGUGUAUCCGGACAAGCCCCGACUGAGCCGAUAUGGGAGCCGUCGCGGCAGCUGCCACGUCUCCCGCUUCCCGACGUUUGAACCUCGCUCGGCAACUUGGCCAGUGAACUAUCGUCACCGGAUCUAACGAGGAGCCUGCGGAAGUCGGAUCUCGGCAGCCGCCAUGGUCGGAACCCGGCGCCUUCUCCUCGUGGCAGCGAUGGCCUACGUGUUGCUGCAGACGCAAGUUUUGGCAGGGAGUGCGGACGUCGACAGCGCCAUCCAGAAAGCGUCAUCGGGCGACGGCAAAGUCGGCAGGGUCGACCCUCCGGGAACCACUGGGAAGCCCGUCGGGAGCAACAACACCGUGCCAGUCCCGACCGCUGCAAACCAGAGUCUGGCAGCGGCGGGCAACGGAAGUAACGGGACUCGGGCGACUACGCCCUCCCCGCCUACAAGGGGGCCUGGAGACGCUGUCUUGCACUUCGGCGAGGAUCACGACGCCGUCGACAGAACUCCCAAGACUCGACAUUAUUUCUUCUCAUCCUGGUUAACAUGGAAGGAGGACAACUACCUGAUGAGCAUCCUGAUCCCCAUCGCCUGCGGCAUGACAGCGGCGUUGCUCAUCCUCUGCUCGCUGGCCUGCAUCGGCUGCUGCCGCAGGAGGUGCCGGGCGCGCUCCAGGCGCAAGCUCCACCGGAACAUAGACCCCAAAAGCAUCCGCAAGCUGAAGACUGCCGACCGCAUCAAGCUUCUGGCCGCCAGCUCGGACGAAGAAUUCUAGUUCGCGCACUGCGGGCACUGCCGAGCCUCAGCGCGGUCCUGGAAUUAGUACUAACGCCCAGAGUCAUUAUGGAAGCCCCUUGCCAAGUGAGCGGGGGAAUGGAUGAGGACCUCUAGUCAAACCAACUCACGCUUACCCCCAAUAACACAGUCCCUGUUUCACCUUUUUCUCAUCACCGGUACAUGCUAUCCCUCCUUCACAUUAAUUCAUUCUCUCGCAAACCGUCGAUGGUGCUGGCUAUACUCUCCUCUUCCAAUCACUUAUGAUUUGUGGCUUACAAAGUAAACAGACGUCUACGUU
Messenger RNA from Ixodes scapularis (black-legged tick), 1306 nucleotides. RefSeq lists its product as uncharacterized. NCBI's taxonomy places the organism in Eukaryota, Metazoa, Arthropoda, Arachnida, Ixodida, Ixodidae. The transcript has 6 exons. Bases 407 to 1006 code for a protein of 199 amino acids. The record is from RefSeq and is a predicted model, not a curated record.